UUCACUUAUGAAAAUAUUUGCUGAGGGCAUUGUAGUGUCCUGCUAUGUCAAGAAUCUCUACUUCAGACAAAACGUUUAUUUAUGUAUUUUCAUCAAGUAAUCAAGUAAUGUCUAAAUACAACUUAGAAUUCACACAAAAUUAACAAACCAUUGAUGAUUAACUUUUUCUCAUUAAUUGUGAAAUGUUGAUGAGGCUUUGAAAAAAGAAUGUUGCCAGUAAUUUCUGCUGAGAUUAAUUAGUUAAUCUAACAUUAAUCAGAAAUCCAAAAGAGUGGAGAAACUGGUUUGGUCAUACAACACUUAUUGACAUCAUAUACAAUUUUACUCCACCCAUCUUGUGAUUCCCAAUGUGAACCAAACUUACCCAUGCAAAUCCUCAGAGUUGACAGUUAGCAGGUGAGGUCAGGUGCCAAUCAGGUAAGAUGGUCCCUACCUAGUAAAUUGUAAUGGUUAUGAAACAGGACAAACUUAAAGGAAGACAGCAGUAAGCACUUUGAGCACUUAUACCUUUCACAGGAACUUCAUUAGCUGUUUUAUUUUCAAGAGAGUGAAGAUUGGACAGGAGGGGACUGCUUGUGACAGGAGAGGGAGAUCAGGAGUGGUGUUGAGAAACAACCGGCGAUCCCUUAGCUCCCCGUACUUUACGACUGGAGAGAGUGAAGAUUGGACAGGAGGGGACUGCUUAUGACAGGAGAGGGAGAUCAGGAGUGGUGUUGAGAAACAACCGGCGAUCCCUUAGCUCCCCGUACUUUACGACUGGAGGCUUGUGAAGAUUGGACAGGAGGGGAGUGCUUGUGACAGGAGAGAAAGAUCAGGAGUGGUCUUCAGAAACAACCGGUGAUCCCUUAGCUCCCCGUACUUUGUUACUGGAGGCAAAGUGGGCUAAACUCCAUCAGCACCAUAAUGGAGUCGAAACGGAAAAAAGAUUCAGUCAGAUUCGUCUCCUGGAACACUUGUGGAGUCAGAGACACUGCAGACUUCCCCCGCAAGUUAGAAAAAAUAAUUAAAGAACUUGAUAAGCUGGGCACUAGUGUUGCAUUUCUCCAAGAGACUCACAUUGGACCAAACAGCAGACAGACAGACAUCCUAAGGUGUGUCAGUGGCUGGCAUUACUUCUUUACAGUGCAUCAUCCUCGAAGUAAAGGAGUUGCUAUUCUGAUAAAGGAAACUCUCAAUUAUGCAUAUGAAUUCCAUGAUGAGGAUUUUGGAGGCAGCUACAUUGUCCUUGUCUGUCAGCUAGAUGGCAAAUACUUCACAUUUGUGAAUGUGUACAACCAUAUCAAAGAUACAUCAGUCCUUCGUAGGCUGACACAGUAUCUACAUGACAAUGCUAAGGGCAUUUUAGUGAUAGGUGGGGAUUUCAACACCAUUCUACAUUAUGACUUUGACAGGAAAUGUCCAACUGGUCAUAAGGAGCCUCUAAGGCCUUUCCUGGAGGAGUUCAUCUCCUCUCUGAAUCUGGUAGAUGUGUGGGGUCGAUCACAUCCCACCGAUAGACAGUUUACCUAUUUUAAGGGGAAACUCAUUCAAAGCUCAGGAAGUAUGCAUCCAAAGAAAGCUCAGAGAAAUACAUACAAGAUAGCAUCUCGCUUAGAUAUGUUCUUUAUGCCAUGUGAUGAUAUGCAGUACUUAAAAAAAUGCAAGAUUUACAACUCAGACAUUUCUGACCAUGACCCUGUACUUUUAGAAAUCCAGCUCCAACCUUUGACAGUUGUACAAAUGCCCUUGGAAAUUCCUAACGAUCCUAUCACCCAUGAAGCAGAGAGGGAUUCAUUUAAAGUGCAGGGUGAGAUCAGUGGAGCAGAAGUCCUCACAGCCAUCAAAUCCCUGAGAGAGUGUAGGGAGAUAUUUGAUACCCGCCAGUUAACAGGACACAACAAGCGUGCUCUAAUAAACCGUCUGAAGUUGGAAUUUAAUGACAUGAUUAGAAAGACUCGUGAUCGCAAAGCAGUGCAGCCUGGAAGUAUUGAAUACUUGAUCUUCACCACCAUACUUGCCAGGCGCUUGGAGAGAUACAUUAGGCCGUCGUUCAAAAGCAAGUCCAAAGUUCCAAGUUCAAAAACAAAGACCAAUCAACCUGAACCUAAGAUAUACAUGAGAAAUGUGAGAAUUCCAAAGACUAUCAAAUGGACACACUUACAAAAAGCAAUCACAGCACUGAAGCGAAUCCAUCCAGCUCCCCCACGUGUUCUCGAUAUUCUAAGGUCACUGCUUGGGGACCUUCAUGGGAAUCUUAAACUCCCUAAGCACUCCCCUCUUACUAACGCUAUACUGACACUGUGUCUAAAAUGGCUGGCUAAAGAGUUGAAAAGUAAGUUGGGAGAGUGUGAGGUGGAUGUGUGCCGGCAUAGGCUGAGCGUGCUGGUCUACAUGCAUUCAAAUCCAGACAUGGAAAACAGACUGGAUAGGGUAGUGUCCCAAUUCCGUCAACAACUACAUUCCUGAAAUCAGUCAUGAAAUAUAGUCCAGAAAAUCAACCAGGAUCAUACUUGGUAGAGGGUUAAAUGGUGCAGAACAGUUGAACUUGGAAGCUAAAAUGCCCAACCAGGAAGUAAACAUGCCUAAACCUGACUUUUCUGCUUUUUGGUGGAUGCUUCCCUGUGUGUUAUAGGGACUUGGAAAACAAUUCACAAACAUCUGAAGUAAACUAGUCAGCCAGUGCCUACAAAACAUUUAGCACUAGAAGAUACAAUUAAAAGUGUAAAUAUUAACUGGAAGUGGAAAUUUACUGGAAGUGGAAAUUUGCUUUGUGCUGAAAUGUUAAAUGUAUUUCUGUCAAAUCCUGAUCAUUUUGUCACAUUUUAUGUAUAUCACAUAAUUGUACCCAUUAAUCUGUAAAAUAGUUACUCAAAUAAUAAUUAGAGAGUUUGGAUCCAAAACGUUAUAUCCUCCAUUUAAAUGAAUUUUCAUAAAUUAUUUUUGUAUUUUGUUUUCCCAA
Molecule: messenger RNA, 2938 nt
Organism: Alosa sapidissima (American shad)
Lineage: Eukaryota; Metazoa; Chordata; Actinopteri; Clupeiformes; Clupeidae
Exons: 4
Coding region: 904-2445 (513 amino acids)
Biological process (GO): base-excision repair
Cellular component (GO): nucleus
Molecular function (GO): double-stranded DNA 3'-5' DNA exonuclease activity; DNA-(apurinic or apyrimidinic site) endonuclease activity; phosphoric diester hydrolase activity
Source: RefSeq, a predicted model, not a curated record